Messenger RNA from Symbiodinium sp. CCMP2456, 1356 nucleotides. The record is from the annotation of a GenBank genome assembly. Lineage: Eukaryota; Dinophyceae; Suessiales; Symbiodiniaceae.
AUGACCGCACUAGAUGAGCUGACCCCAAGCAUUGACAUCGAGGAUUUCUUUAUUCAUAUUACAGAGGCGACUGAAGAUGAAGGCUGGAUAAACGUGCAAGAUCGGUUUCAGGACGGCUCUCUGGAACACGAUGGCCGGAUUUGCUACAGAUUUUCCGGCUGUGGAUCUUGCAUGACUCGGCUGCAGUUUGUGGUGGACACAACGCUGCCGGCAUCCUCAUUGUUGAUCCGUCCGGAAGUCUCCAUGCAAUCCAUCACCGAUGUCACGGGUUUGCUGGCCGCAGAGUGGCAAGAGCAAUUAAGCCCCGGUGACGCCAUCGUACGGGUUAACCGAAGGGAGCACGAAGCGGGUUCUCUGCGCCUAAAUUCGAUGCGGCAGAUCCUUGAAAGCCCAUCGCAGCUUUACGAGGAAGAUCAAGAAUCCCCUCAUCCUCAACAAGAGGCGGCUGAAUGGGAUGAAUAUUUUGCGAGAAUGAUAGUUCGACGAGACGUUCCAGAGAUUGGAAUGGCAGCCAUGUUGGUGAUGCCGCUUGGGCGACGCCACACGGUGGUGUUUCAGGUAGGCCCGGUCAAGGCAUAUACUCUGACAGUACAGCCGCAUUCAGAGCCUGGCAAAGUGAUUGUCUCCCACGUCAUGUUUCUACCUUUUUCUGCAUAUCCGGUUUGGGCUACGGAACAUUUCUCCAGCCUCAGCAAGCUUGAAAAAAGCCGUUUCGAGAGGUAUGUACAGUUGGAAGAUUUGCCGAAGCUUUGUGAAGUGGACAGGUCGUUCUACACCAUCUUACACUUACGAGGCUGCAACAGGGGCGUACCCUUACUGCCCAUUCAUGAUGAGCAGGCACAAGCGAUCUGCCAACUCGACAGCAAUGCAUGUGUACUCAUAACGGGAGAGGAUGGUUUGGACUCAUAUUGGAUGAGAUGGACGGAGCAGAAUUUUACGUUUCGCACAUACCUGCAAGAGUUUCUGAGCCGAAGUAACAUCAGGCUAAAUGUGUACACCGAGUUGAGUGGCAGGAAGUUGGUACCAUAUCAGGUUGCGGUAUCUACUCAGGAAUGGGAUGCCUGCAAACAUGAUGUCCUUGCAGCUUUCCACAAGCAACAGCGGGCAUACAGACGCAUGAACGGCGGUGUAAGUGCCCCCAGAGUAGGGGAGGCCACGGAAGCUCGCUUCCAGCACCUGGAACCCAAGCCCAAAAAGUUGUGCUUCGCAUCAACCAGCGCCGAUGUCGUUGUGCGACGAACUUUCAUUGACAUGUUGGAUUCUGAGUGGACUGAGUCUGGCUCACGCCAGGGAUGGGUUGCAGCCUAUAACCAAGUCGGCGGUGCUCUGAUAAGAGCUUCAAGCGCUGAGUUCUGA